UUUCCCCUGGCGCGCAAGAACAGGCGAGCGCCUCCCCUCCCGGGCGUUCUGUUCCUCUUCCUCUCUUCCUCCCUCUUCUCCCCUAGGGUUAGGAUUUUGUGAUGGAAAUUUGAGACCUUGUACCAUGGAUUCGCUGGGAAUGGAGGCCCUUCCCUCCUCUUGACCUCGGAGGGGUCGAUUUUGAUUCGUUGAAUUCCCUUCGCGAUUUUGUUGGCCGAUUGGUUUUUCCCUCAUGUGGUGUUUCUGUUUGUGUGCUGCAGGGGAAAUCGCUUGGUUUUGGCACCGCCUGCGAGGCAGGCCAGGCCACGGCAGCGGUGCAGGCGCACCACGAGCUGGUGGCGCGAGCGCUGUCGAGGAGGGCUUGCUUGGCAGAGACGCAGGCGGCGGCGCUCAAGGGCUAGUGCAGCAGAGCCACCGCGCGACUAACAGGCGUGCGCAGGCAGCAGCAGCAGGGAGCGUCCAGCGUGCAGCAGGCUACCAGCGAGAAGCAACGGCUGGAGCAGGCACGAGCAGAGCAGCGGCAAGGCGCAGGCAACCUGUUUGAUGAAUUGCUUUCAAGGGGGAGACACAGCAGUGCAGGCUGACCGCUGCUGCAAAGAAAAUGAGAAGCUAUCUGCUGGCUUUGUACCAAGAAGAAAAUAGGCACCACACCUCAACCAACUGAGCUACAAAUAUGGAUGCAUUUCAGCGUCAGAUACCUUGAGAAAGACAGCAUCAGCUGGCGGGAUGCUCUGAAACAUGUCGCCCUCGACAAACUGCAUGUUGCCCAAAGCGGAUGUUCUAUCCCCCUCAUAAGGUAUACCCCCACAAGGAACGGUCAGGAUGAGAUGCGUAUUGCUUGGCGAUUGGUGCAAAUACCUCCUACGAAGUUGACGUGGACAUCAUUAUACUCGCGGAUUUACAGAGUGGCAGCUCUUCCAUGACUGAACGGUCAACUCAAGAAAACCCGAUAGGUCAUUGCCUUUCACACCAGAACAGGUUUUAUCUAGGAGAGAACCUUGCGUUAGAAGGAAACUAGGCUUCUAGAGUCUUCUGCAUCUAGUGCCAGUAGGCAUAUCUGUAAAUGCAAGAUGGAGAAGGGAUUCGUGAUCUAGACCUGAUGGAAACUACAGGAUUUGGCGAUGGUGAGGGAAUGAGCGGAGUGCAAGAAGAGCCUGUAGAAAAUAGAGGAUUAGGCGGCAAAAAUUGGGGCGCCGAAGCUCGUGCAUAGCAUAUGGAAACCGGAGCAUUUGAAGCCUCGAAGGCUGCAGGCCGCAUGGAGCUUAGCUGCCAGGCAUCAAUCGAAGAGGAGAAGAAAUCAACAAGCAAUGCAAUCUUACGAAGUGGUGAGGCAGGAGGAUUUCCUCCACGGCCACGUCGCGGGAAACGCGCCCGUGAAGGUCCAAAUGAACGAAUAGCCCCAGAAGAUGAGGAAGAUGCGGUGACAAAGGCUAUACGCCUUGCAGCUGAACGGCCAGACCAGCCAAUAUUUUUCCCUUACAAAGGAACUGUGUUCAACAGCUGCGAUGAGGCGAAAGAGUUCUACAACUUAUACUCCUGGGAGAAAGGUUUUGGAAUAAGAAUAGGGCGAGGAUGCAAGAACAGCAAAGAGUAUAGAACUAGGCAAGAUUUUGUCUGCUCGUGUGAGGGAACAGACAAGAGCACAACAGCAGCUUCAAUCAGGACUAAAUGCAAUGCAAUGAUUAGACUUCUCAGACAAAAUGAUCAUUCAUGGUACAUCAGCAGGGUGGUUGACACACACAACCACCCAUUUUCAGCAGGCUAUGGUGAAAACAAGCAAUGGAAAUCGCAUAGUGACAUAAAUCCACUAGCAAAGGAUUUGGUUAAGAAGCUUAGGGAGAACAAUAUAAGUGUUGGGAGGAUCUGCAACAUCCUAGGUGUGUCGGAUGCAACCUCAAGCAAAACAAUGAGAAAGGAGUCUAUACGGUCCUUGUGUGCAAAACUGUCCCAAGAAAACAUGAAAGAUGAUAUUGGAAAGACAAUGGGACUUUUGGAGGAUAUGAAGAAGACUGACCCUGGGCUUGAAGUAAGGUUCCAAAUGGACAACAGUGGCGCGAUGAAAACAAUGCUUUGGUGCACCGGUAAAAAUAGAGUGGACUACGAGAAUUUUGGAGAUGCCAUAACAUUUGAUACAACCUACAGGACAAACCUUUACAGCUUGCCAUUUGGUCUUUUCGUUGGUGUAAACAACCAUUUCCAGUCAAUAGUGUUCGGAGGGGUGCUUCUAACAUAUGAAAAAACAAUUGAUUUCGAAUGGGCAUUCACAAAUUUUGUAGAAAUAAUGAAUGGUAAAGCUCCCCUGACAAUGCUAACAGACCAGUGUGCCGCCAUGGCAAAGGCGAUAAAAUCAACACUACGGACUACAAGGCACAGAUGGUGCAGGUGGCACGUGCUGAAGGAUGCAAAAAAGAAGCUUGGGAACAUCUACUCAAAACGUAAGAAGUUCAAGCGUGAAUUCAAUAAACUAAUAACUGAUAAGAUUGACAUAAGAAGGUUCGAGAAUGAAUGGGUAAAACUACUAAAGGAAUACCGCCUUGUCAAGAACAAGUACUUGAAGAGGUUGUUCAAGCACCGGGACAAAUGGGCUAAACCAUAUUUCAUGGACAUAUUCUGUGCUGGAAUGACCAGCACACAAAGGAGUGAAAGCGCAAAUCAUAUGUUAAAAAAGUUCAUUCAACGGGUUGCACCAAUGCACCUUUUUGUGAGUAAAUUCAAUGAGCUGCAGAGCGACAGACACGACCAGGAAGGAAAAGAGCAGCAUUCUACUAAACAGGUUCUCAGAAAAAAGCUAAGAGUAGGGGUUCCAAUAGAGCGCCACGCAAGCACGGUGUACACAAGAGCAAUGUAUGAGAAAUUCUGUGAUGAGCUAUUUGAGUCAGGAUCAUUUGCCAUAUUUAAGAGUAUCAAUGCUAGUGAGUUCAUUUUAGUAGACACAAAGAACGAAGAGGAAAUAGAAGCUAAGCAUUUCAGGGUGAAGCUAGAAGGAGAUAAUAAGAUCAGUUGUGAAUGUGGUUUCUACGAACAUAUGGGCAUGCUUUGCCGCCAUACUCUCAAGGUCCUCGUCCAUCUGGACAAAAUGGAAAUCCCAGCUGGAAACAUAAUGAGAAGAUGGACAAAGGAAGGGCACAUACCAUGUAAAGAAACAUCGAUAUCUUCUGCCUUGGAGCAGCAAUCGCAUAAUAUGCAGAGAAAGAUGCUUCUGGCAAAAGCUUGUGAACUUACCAAGGUGGAUGACAAGGGACGACUCGUCUCUUUUGGUAAAACAAUUGAAGAAGUAAUUGGCAAUUCCAUGGUAAGUGAGACAUCAGGUCAACAAAUUGAAGUUAAAGAUGCAACAACUUCUUGGCCAACCUCGAAGCCCACAUCCUGUCCUCCCCGAACAAUAUUCGGUGGAAGGCCACCAAACACAGGACUAAAAUCAUGGAUUGCAAGCACUAAGAAAUAUGCAGCGUGCCAAGCCGAUGAUCCAACCACUAAAGCAUCAGAGUGGCCAGAGGAAGAGAACCCAGCCAAGAAGAAAACAAAGUCCAUUUUAGAACUUAUGCAGUUGAAGUAACCGUUCAAGUUGCCUUAAUUAUGUUACCGGUAUGCGUAUGUAAAACUAAUGCUCUUUUAUAUUUGGAACCAAUAAUACACGCAUUGUAAUCUUAUUAAAUUUGAACUCAAUAUGAGCAUUGUGUCCAGUAUACAAUCACUACUUUUAUUUA
Molecule: messenger RNA, 3707 nt
Organism: Panicum virgatum (switchgrass)
Lineage: Eukaryota; Viridiplantae; Streptophyta; Magnoliopsida; Poales; Poaceae
Product: protein FAR1-RELATED SEQUENCE 5-like
Exons: 7
Coding region: 1214-3556 (780 amino acids)
Biological process (GO): regulation of DNA-templated transcription
Molecular function (GO): zinc ion binding
Source: RefSeq, a predicted model, not a curated record